AUCAUAGUUUCAUAGACCUUUCCAAUCUCUCCUCAAUUAUGGAGUUAAUAGAUCUUUUCAUCACCAGUUUAUCCUUUAUUUUUCUCGGCCUGUGGUGGCGACGCUGUUUCUGUUCCGGCAAGUCCAAGAACUUGCCGCCCGGACCGCCAGGGUGGCCGCUAGUAGGCAACUUGUUCCAGGUUAUCCUCCAGCGCCGUCACUUCAUAUUUGUGAUUCGUGAUUUACGUAAGAAAUAUGGUCCAAUCUUCACCAUGCAAAUGGGCCAACGCACUCUUGUUAUAGUCACUAGCCCAGAGCUUAUCCAUGAAGCCCUAGUUCAAAGAGGUCCAGUCUUCGCCAGCCGGCCACCAGACUCGCCGAUCCGGUCGGUGUUCAGUGUUGGAAAGUGUGCAGUCAAUUCAGCUGAAUACGGUCCUCUCUGGCGAACGCUUCGCCGAAAUUUUGUCACGGAGUUGAUGAAUCCAGUAAGGAUAAAGCAGUGCAGUUGGAUAAGAGAAUGGGCUAUGGAGAAUCACAUGAAGAGGUUACAAAAUGAGGCGUUUGAAAAUGGGUGUGUAGAUGUAAUGGAGCUGUGCAGAUUCACCGUUUGCAGCAUUUUGGUUUGCAUAUGUUUUGGAGCUAGAAUACCUGAGGAUUGGAUCAAAGACAUUGACAGUGUAACAAAGGAUGUUAUGCUUAUAACCUCACCCCAACUCCCUGAUUUCUUGCCAAUUUUCACUCCAUUGUUUAGGAGGCAAAUGAAAAGAGCAAAAGAGCUAAGGAAGAGACAAAUGGAAUGCUUAAGUCCUCUUAUAAGGAACAGAAGAGCUUACGUAGAGAAAGGCGAAAACCCUGGCUCAUCGAUGGUUAGUGCAGUUGGUGCAGCCUAUGUUGAUUCUCUUUUUGGGCUCGAGGCACCAGGGCGUGGUCGUUUAGGAGAAGAAGAACUUGUUACACUCUGCUCAGAGCUUUUUGUUGCUGGUAUUGAUACUAGUACAAGUGUUCUUCAAUGGGUUUUUCUUGAAUUAGUACUAAAUCAAGAUAUUCAGGAAAAGCUGUACGAGGAAAUUGUUGAUGGUGUUGGCAAAAAUGGGGCAAUCACUGAAGAUACUGUAGAGAAAAUGCCUUAUCUUAACGCUGUGGUUAAGGAAACUUUACGAGUGCAUUCUCCGGCGCACUUCACGUUGGCACACGCUGCGACGGAGGAGACUGAGCUUGGCGGGUACAAGAUUCCGACUAAUGUGAAUGUAGAGUUCUACAUUGAGUGGAUGACUGAGGAUCCGCAAAUGUGGAAAGAUCCUGGUGUGUUCCGACCGGAAAGAUUCUUGGAAGGCGAUGGAGUUGACGUUGACCUGACCGGCACUAAGGGUACGGUGAAGAUGCUGCCGUUUGGGGCUGGGAGGAGGACUUGUCCGGGGCUAGCUCUUGGUUUGUUGCAUGUAAACUUGAUGCUAGCUAGAAUGGUCCAAGCUUUCAAGUGGGUGCCAACACCAAAUGGACCACCCGACCCGACUGAGACAUUUGCCUUCACAGUUGUAAUGAAGAAUCCUCUCAAAGCAGUCGUAUUGCCAAGGUGAAAAGAAAUAAAUAAAAAAGGAGGGUUCUUUUUGUAUUUUCUGUGUGAAAUUUUUUUACUUGCAAUAAAUACAACUUGUUUUAAUUAGUUGAAAGAUCUUAACUAUGGCAGGCCCUCAAAGAAAAAAAAAAGAAAAAGGAAUCCUGUCCAGAUUUUUAUAUUAUUUUGCAGGUAUUAUUUGCCUACUUGUAAAAUAUAUUUUCACCCAUAUACGAUCCAAUUAAAUGCAAUUGACUUAAUAUCCUCA
This is a messenger RNA of Ricinus communis (castor bean), 1802 nucleotides long. Its product is annotated as cytochrome P450 77A1. Bases 39 to 1556 code for a protein of 505 amino acids. The record is from RefSeq and is a predicted model, not a curated record. The transcript has a single exon. Gene Ontology annotation, molecular function: oxidoreductase activity, acting on paired donors, with incorporation or reduction of molecular oxygen, NAD(P)H as one donor, and incorporation of one atom of oxygen; heme binding; iron ion binding. Lineage: Eukaryota; Viridiplantae; Streptophyta; Magnoliopsida; Malpighiales; Euphorbiaceae. Gene Ontology annotation, cellular component: membrane.